AUGAGACUCUCGCUCUUUUGGUUAUCACUCGCUGGCGCUGUGUCUGCUGCCUUGCCAAGUAUCAACGUUACAGGUAAUGCAUUUCUCAACUCCGAGACAGGAGAGAGAUUCUACAUCAGAGGUGUUGAUUACCAACCGGGAGGAUCGUCCAAUUUGACGGACCCGCUUGGCGAUGUUGAAAGUUGCUCCAGAGAUAUCCCAUACUUCCAGGAGCUUGGCCUCAACACUAUCAGAGUGUACUCCGUCGAUAACACCUUGGAUCACUCCGAGUGUAUGCAGAAGCUGGAUGAUGCAGGAAUUUACCUAAUUCUUGAUGUCACCACACCAGGAGCUUCGAUUUCCAGAAGCAACCCAAACUGCUCUUACAACGCCGAUUUCUUGCAAAGCAUCUUUGCAACGGUUGAUGCGUUUGCCGACUACGACAACGUUCUUGGUUUCUUCGCUGGUAACGAAGUCGUCAACGAUGAGUCCGUCUUGGACACCGCUCCAUACAUCAAGGCAACCGUGAGAGACUUGAAAAAGUACAUCAAGGCCAGGAACUACAGAAGCAUCCCUGUUGGUUACUCUGCUGCUGAUGUUUCCUCUGUCAGACUCGAUCUUGCUCACUACCUCAACUGUGGUAAUGACUCUACUGCGAGAGUCGACAUGCUUGGUGUCAAUGACUAUUCUUGGUGUGGACACUCUUCUUUCACCCAAUCGGGAUACUCUCAAAAGGUGAAGUCAUACACUGGUUACUCUGCUCCUAUCUUCCUCUCCGAGUACGGAUGCAACACUCAGGGUACCAGAGAGUUUUCUGAGGUUGCUUCGAUCUACUCUACUCAGAUGUCUUCUGUUUUCUCUGGUGGACUUGUUUACGAGUACUCUCAAGAAGCUGAUAAUUACGGAUUGGUGGAGAUCAACGGCGACUCUGUCACCACCUUGGACGACUUCAACAACCUCAAGGAUAUGUUGAACUCCACCACGGACCCGACUGGCGACGGAGGAUAUGUGACCACCAACACUGCAUCCAGCUGUCCUACCGGCUGGGACUUUGACAUUAAUGUUCCAGAUACCCCGUCGGACGCUUCAUCGUUGUUCGAGAAGGGAGCUGGUGAAGGAUCCGGAUUCGACGCCGAGACCCAAGAAUCCUGUGAUGGCAGUUUUGACUACUCCGAUGUUUCUAGCUCCGAAGUUGUUUCUAGCUCUACCAAGACGUCUGCCUCGUCUACCAAAACUUCAGCAACGACUUCCUCGUCGACCUCAUCUGCUUCCCAGACUUCCUCUUCCUCGAAGGGCGAAGCUGCUCAGCUGAGCGUUGGAAGCUUAAGUUCCGUUUUGGUCCUGGUUUCUGUGCUUUUCUUAUAA
This is a messenger RNA of Ogataea philodendri, 1344 nucleotides long. RefSeq lists its product as uncharacterized. The transcript has a single exon. The coding region runs from base 1 to 1344 and encodes 447 amino acids. The record is from RefSeq and is a predicted model, not a curated record. NCBI's taxonomy places the organism in Eukaryota, Fungi, Ascomycota, Pichiomycetes, Pichiales, Pichiaceae. Gene Ontology annotation, molecular function: 1,3-beta-glucanosyltransferase activity. Gene Ontology annotation, cellular component: fungal-type cell wall; cytoplasm. Gene Ontology annotation, biological process: fungal-type cell wall (1->3)-beta-D-glucan biosynthetic process.